Messenger RNA from Bombina bombina (fire-bellied toad), 3831 nucleotides. It is a transcript of the gene FAM91A1, whose product is annotated as family with sequence similarity 91 member A1. The record is from RefSeq and is a predicted model, not a curated record. Gene Ontology annotation, cellular component: trans-Golgi network; cytoplasmic vesicle. Lineage: Eukaryota; Metazoa; Chordata; Amphibia; Anura; Bombinatoridae. Bases 198 to 2717 code for a protein of 839 amino acids. The transcript has 24 exons. Gene Ontology annotation, biological process: intracellular protein transport.
CAACGAGGAAGUAACUUCUACCGGAGCAAGUUGUAGAGAUGUGCUGGCGCAGCGCAGAGUGUUGAUCCUGCGGGAUGGUUAUGUGUACCGCGGUGCGAGCAGGCAUACGGUGAUAGCGCUGCGGAUCUAUACUGUUUGCUGUGAUGGCUCGUGCACUCUAAGUUGUGGGCUCCCAGUGUGAGCUCUGGGAAAGCAACAUGAACAUUGACGUGGAGUUUCAUAUCAGGCACAACUAUCCCUGGGCCAAACUACCGGCCAACGUUAAACAGAGCCUUGGAAACUCCCCAAAAGAAUAUGAGAAACUCGUCACACUAUACAGUAUCCGAAAUCAGUUAAGGUACCGGAUUAAUUUAGUGAAGCAUGUAAAGAAGGAUGAACGGAAGUAUUAUGAGGAACUACUCAAAUACAGCAGGGACCAUCUCAUGUUGUAUCCCUACCACCUGUCUGACAUCAUGGUAAAGGGACUCCGCAUUACACCCUUUUCUUACUACAUAGGAAUCAUGGAGGAUAUUAUGAACAGUGAAAAAAGUUAUGAUUCCCUGCCAAACUUUACUGCUGCUGAUUGCUUGCGUCUUCUUGGCAUAGGAAGGAACCAGUAUAUUGACUUGAUGAACCAGUGCAGAUCAUCAAAGAAAUUCUUCCGAAGGAAAACUGCCCGUGACCUUUUGCCAGUGAAGCCUGUGGAAAUCUCUGUUGAGGCCUGGUGGGUGGUACAGGCUGGUUUUAUCACUGAAGAUGAUAUAAAGAUGUGCAGCACAGCAGAGAAAAGAGCCAUCGAUAAAAUCAUCGACUCCGGCCCUCAGCUUGCUGGGUCUCUGGAAUACAACGUUGUUCACAGCCUUUAUAAUAAAGGCUUUAUUUAUCUAGAUGUACCGAUCUCUGAUGACAGUUGCAUAGCAGUGCCUCCACUUGAAGGUUUUGUAAUGAACAGAUUACAGGGCGAUUACUUUGAAACUCUUCUGUACAAAAUUUUUGUUUCAAUUGAUGAACACACGAAUGUGGCUGAGCUUGCAAAUGUUCUGGAGAUAGAUUUGUCACUAGUAAAGAAUGCGGUUUCUAUGUAUUGCCGUUUGGGAUUUGCGGUUAAAAAAGGACAGGUCAUAAAUCCAGAUCAGCUUCACACAUCUUGGAGGAAUGUACCAUCUGUAAAUAGACUAAAAACUACAAUGGAUCCUCAGAAAAUGCUUCUUUCAUGGGAGAGCACCGAAAGCAAGAGCCCGGUUCAAGACCUUUUGUCUUCAGCAACGGACACCGAUACAAACAGCCAGGAAGAUCAAGCGGAUACAUCCAGUGUCAGCAGUCUAAAUCUAACAAGUGGGCACUCAAAGCGGAUUGCAUUCCUGUUUGAUUCAACUCUCACUGCCUUCCUAAUGAUGGGAAACCUUUCACCAAACUUGAAGAGCCAUGCGGUUACCAUGUUUGAAGUUGGUAAAUUGUCUGAUGAAACUCUGGACAGCUUUCUUGUAGAGCUUGAAAAGGUUCAAAGCACUGGUGAAGGGGAAGCUCAGAGAUACUUUGAUCAUGCACUUACUCUAAGAAACACAAUCCUCUUUCUCCGGCACAAUAGAGAUCUUCUUGUACAACCUGAACAAGCAAAUGCAGGUUUACCUCUGGACCUCUUGCGAUGUGAAAGUCUCCUAGGUUUGGACCCAGCUACAUGCAGUAGAGUUUUAAAUAAAAAUUACUCUCUACUGGUUUCCAUGGCACCUCUCACCAAUGAGAUUCGGCCAAUUAGCAGCUGCACUCCACAGCACAUCGGACCAGCUAUUCCAGAAGUUAGCUCCAUAUGGUUUAAGCUGUAUACUUAUCAUGUUUGUGGUCAUGGACCUCCAUCCUUGUUACUGUCAAAGGGAACCAGACUUCGCAAAUUGCCAGAUAUUUUCCAGGUAUAUGACAGGUUAUUAAUCACAUCAUGGGGACAUGAUCCAGGUGUGGUUCCUACCUCUAAUGUUUUGGCAAUGUUGAACGAUGCCUUGACACACUCUUCUGUUCUAAUUCAGGGGCAUGGUGUUCACGGCAUGGGGGAAACUGUACAUGUUCCAUUCCCUUUUGAUGAAGCAGAACUGCAAGGAGAUUUUUCCAGCGUCAAUAUGAGUGUUCAUAAAGCCAUAAAAAUCUUGAGAGAUAAAAUUGAUUUAGCACAUUUAUGUGGUUAUAUUACCAUGCUUAACCCUUCAAGUCCACGUGCAAGUCAGAGAAGACUGAGUGAUGCAUCUGAUGGAAAAGAUGAUCUUGGUCUAGCAUGUCAAACUGAGGUGACUGGCAGUACUGAAUCCUUUGAGCUGGUCGUGGAAGAUACAGUUGUAGAUUCGGGAAUAAAUGCAACUGAAGUGUCUACUAAUGAGAAAGACUGGGUACCUCUGGAGCUAUGCUAUGGAAUACCUCUGUUUAGUUCAGAAUUAAACCAGACCAUAUGUAGGAAAAUCGCUACCCAUGGACUUUGUGGAAAAGAAAGCCUUCAAAACCUAAUCCAUUCCAGUCGGAAACUUUCUCUGCAAGUUCUCAAUUUUGUGCAAACAUUCCAGGAAGGCAACUCCAUAGUUGAUCAUCUCUCCGAAUCUAGUGCACCAACUAUGCUGUCUCAGCCUUCUUCAUCUGAUGUUGGAGUUCCACUUCCAUCAAAGAACUUAAUCUUUAAGGAUGGCAUUCUUUCUGAAUGGACUGGUCGUGCUCCCACAUCUGCAAACCAUUUGUACAUACCAAGUGGAGAUUCCUAAACAUGACCGAUUAUUAGAUGGCUAGUUCCAUACAUGCUAUAUAUUAGUGUUUGUAUUUAUUGCUGCAUUGUAGGGUGCGUUUUCCCAGCGUGAUUCUAGAAUUUAAUGCUGGCCACUCUGUCCAGAUGUUCUGCAUUUCUUUUACAUUCCUUAAAUGUGUUUCGUAGUUGUUGGAAGAUGUUUAAAAAAGAAUGAACAAAAGACAUAUGCAAUCAAACCACAUAUUUUACAGAACGUAAAGUUCUAAGGCAGGAAACAAUUGGCAUAUGUCUUUUUUUUCCAUGUAUUAUUUCAUGGACCAAGUUUUUAUUCUUAAAAAAACUGAUAUUCGCUUGCUUUUGUGAGCUCACUUUGAAACUUAAUGAUACAUGGUAUAUGUUAUUACUAAAAAAAAAUUGUUCGAACUUGCACAAUAUUUGCUUGGAACCACUAAAAUGUAUUAUAUGGAAUAAUAAAUACAUAUGUGAAAUUUUGUUUUGUAGUGAAAUUGCACUUGUCUGCAAAUUGAAAUAUAUUUACUAUAGCACUAUAAUUAUGCAGAUUAUCACAAUAGCAGUUGUUCUGUAUGAGCUUCAACCAGUUUGUAUAAAUCCUCUCUAUAGCUUUCUUUCCCAGUAGCUGAAUUACUUAGAAUGUAUGCGCAUCUGCAUUUAAUUGGUAACUCAAUAACAAGGGUAAGAAUGUUCCAAUUUUUUUAUAGGUAAAAAGUUUGAAAAACAAAAUUAGAAAAAUGCUUUUCUAAUUUUUAUCUUGUGCACAUCCUGCAGUUAAACUGCCAUCAAUACAAUUUUAGGGCUGAUGCCGUUUUUAAAUAUAUAAUUUGGUUUACUUUUGUCGAAUUAUCAUAUUUAGAAUUAGGAGCGGUUCUCAAUAUUUCAUGUGUAUUAAGAUAUUUGUUAUACAUGUUCCAAAACAUCUUGAUUUUCUCUUAUGGCUGAGCACAUUUAUGACAUUUCCUUGAAAUUUUGUGUCUGCUUUUUAAUAUAAUAUUUUAUUUAAAAAAAAAAACAAAAAAAACUCAUCUUUCAUAAAUGUGCCAAAUAGUGAUUUAGAGCAACAUCUAAAAAUCUUUGUUUGGAUUGAAGCACUAAUUUAAUAAAUACAUUAAGUAAAA